Molecule: messenger RNA, 3038 nt
Organism: Oryzias melastigma (Indian medaka)
Lineage: Eukaryota; Metazoa; Chordata; Actinopteri; Beloniformes; Adrianichthyidae
Product: cullin-1
Exons: 22
Coding region: 442-2775 (777 amino acids)
Biological process (GO): SCF-dependent proteasomal ubiquitin-dependent protein catabolic process; protein ubiquitination
Cellular component (GO): SCF ubiquitin ligase complex
Molecular function (GO): ubiquitin protein ligase binding
Source: RefSeq, a predicted model, not a curated record
UCGGACUGCACCUGAACGCAUCAUGAUCCGGUGGCUGUUCAGAUGAUCUUUGUGCGAACGAAGCAGCACAACGAGCGCAGCUAGCAGCCCGCUCCAGGCAGACUCACUGACCAGAAAGACGGCGGGCAGGACACGUUCUGUGACCGAAAAUUCACACUUACUGCGAUUAUACAACCACAGCGACAGCCUGAAAAUGGUCAUCUGGUGACGUUUACAAAGGGAGGAGGCCAGACAGCGCCACCCGGGCGUGCAGCGAGGGACUGCAUCCCAUCAGAUCACUGACGACCAGCUUCCUGAAACUCCGCUGCUGCUGCCGCCAGAUGGACUGCAAACUCUGAGGGUCCAAGGAUUCAGGACUGAAACCAGCUGGGGGGGGGCACAACGCUCACUGGAGCAGGAAAAGGAGGGCAUUGGUUGGGAAAGGAAAGGACAAGGGGCUUUAUGAUGUCUUCAAACAGAACCCAGAACCCCCACGGACUGAAACAGAUAGGCCUGGACCAGAUAUGGGACGACCUGCGGGCCGGCAUCCAGAAGGUGUACACGCGGCAAAGCAUGCCCAAGUCACGCUACAUGGAACUCUACACACAUGUAUAUAACUAUUGUACCAGCGUCCAUCAGUCCAGCCAGGGCCGCGGAUCUGUGCCUCCAGCAAAGCCCUCCAAAAAGUCCACUACCCCAGGUGGGGCUCAGUUUGUGGGCCUGGAGCUCUACAAGCGGCUCAAGGAGUUCCUAAAGAACUAUUUGACGAGUCUACUCAAGGAUGGAGAGGACCUGAUGGAUGAGUGCGUGCUGAAGUUUUACACACAGCAGUGGGAGGACUAUCGCUUCUCUAGUAAGGUCCUAAACGGGAUCUGUGCCUACCUCAACCGCCACUGGGUUAGACGGGAGUGUGACGAGGGACGAAAGGGCAUCUAUGAGAUCUACUCGCUGGCCCUCGUAACCUGGAGGGAGUGUUUGUUCCGGCCCCUCAACAAGCAGGUAACAAACGCGGUCCUGAAGCUGAUCGAGAGAGAGAGAAACGGAGAGACUAUCAACACCAGACUGAUCAGUGGAGUUGUCCAGUCUUACGUUGAGCUGGGUCUGAAUGAGGAAGACGCCUUCACCAAAGGCCCCACACUCUCCGUCUACAAGGAGUACUUUGAGUGCCAGUUCCUCACCGACACAGAACGCUUCUACACGCGUGAGAGCACCGAGUUCCUGCAGCAGAACCCGGUCACAGAGUAUAUGAAGAAGGCGGAGGCGCGGCUGCUGGAAGAGCAACGGCGCGUGCAAGUUUACCUCCACGAGUCCUCUCAGGACGAGCUGGCCAGGAAGUGUGAGCAGGUCCUCAUCGAGAAACACCUGGAGAUUUUCCACACAGAGUUUCAGAACCUGCUGGAUGCAGACAAGAACGAAGAUCUGGGUCGGAUGUACAACCUGGUGUCGCGGAUCACUGACGGUCUCGGUGAACUGAAGAAGCUCCUGGAGACUCACAUCCACAAUCAAGGCCUGGCCGCCAUCGAGAAGUGUGGAGAAGCCGCGCUAAAUGACCCCAAAGUUUACGUCCAGACCACGCUGGACGUCCACAAGAAGUAUAACGCCCUGGUCAUGUCUGCGUUCAACAACGACGCUGGCUUCGUGGCGGCACUUGAUAAGGCAUGUGGACGCUUCAUCAACAACAACGCUGUCACCAGGAUGGCUCAGUCAUCCAGCAAGUCUCCAGAGCUGCUGGCCAGAUACUGCGACUCUCUGCUGAAGAAGAGCUCCAAAAACCCAGAGGAGGCAGAACUGGAGGACACGCUCAACCAAGUGAUGGUUGUCUUCAAGUACAUCGAGGACAAAGACGUUUUCCAAAAGUUUUAUGCCAAGAUGCUAGCCAAGCGCCUGGUGCAUCAGAACAGCGCCAGUGACGACGCCGAGGCCAGCAUGAUCUCCAAACUCAAGCAAGCAUGCGGCUUCGAGUACACGUCCAAACUGCAGCGCAUGUUCCAGGACAUCGGAGUCAGCAAAGACCUGAACGAGCAGUUCAAGAAACACCUGAGCAACUCGGAGCCUCUGGACUUGGACUUCAGCAUCCAGGUUCUGAGCUCUGGGUCUUGGCCGUUCCAGCAGUCCUGUACCUUUGCUCUACCCACAGAGUUGGUGAGGAGUUACCAGCGCUUCACGUCGUUUUAUGGCAGCAGACACAGCGGCAGGAAGCUGACCUGGCUCUAUCACCUGUCCAAAGGAGAGCUGGUCACCAACUGCUUCAAGAACAGGUACACCCUCCAGGCCUCCACCUUCCAGAUGGCCAUCCUGCUGCAGUACAACACCGAGGACAGCUACACGGUGCAGCAGCUGACCGACAGCACACAGAUCAAAACUGACAUCCUGAUUCAGGUUCUGCAGAUCCUUUUAAAGUCCAAGCUGCUGGUUUUAGAGGAUGAGAACGCCAACGUGGACGAGGUGGACUUCAAACCCGACACCGUCAUCAAGCUUUUCCUGGGAUACAAGAAUAAGAAGCUGAGGGUGAACAUUAACGUUCCAAUGAAGACUGAGCAGAAACAAGAGCAGGAGACGACCCACAAGAACAUCGAGGAGGACAGGAAGCUCCUCAUCCAGGCUGCUAUAGUGAGGAUCAUGAAGAUGAGGAAGGUCCUGAAGCAUCAGCAGCUCCUGGCUGAGGUCCUGAACCAGCUGUCGUCUCGGUUUAAACCCAGAGUUCCCGUCAUCAAGAAAUGCAUCGACAUCCUGAUAGAGAAGGAGUACCUGGAGCGAGUGGAUGGAGAGAAAGACACAUACAGCUACCUGGCCUGAACGCUGCAGCACCCAUCCGCUCCACUCACUUUUGUUUUUAUUUGUAACUUUUUUCUUUUGAAUUUUAUUGUCUGAAUAAUAAAGUGUGGAUUCCUGAGUCAUGCGACCCACCGACCUGAGGAAGACCUGAGCUUCCUGUCCCCCCCGCAGUGAUGACGGAGCUCCAGCCUCCAUCAGCGCCACGGCCCGUCCCGUUCCAUCCGUACGACUCGCUCGCUUCAUCCUUUUAUUGUAAAUAAAGACUCAAAGAGGAACAAACAAAA